AUGCCUAAGCAAGACGUUAUCGAAAUUCUUCCCCGAGGAUGGGAAACGGACCCCGCUGACGAGUUCCUCAAGUUGGCUCCUCUUGACUAUUGUGUUGCUCAGGUUUACCUCAACUUUGCGCUGUUCUUCAAGCUGCCAGAAUCAAUAAACCGCAACACCGUCGUCGACACUAUCAGGCGCGGGUUAGAGGUGACUCUGAGCCAGUGUCGCCAGCUAUGCGGUCAUCUCGAAGAGCAUCCUGAUGGAGGUCUCUGCUUCCACAAGAAGAAAGAAAGCAGCGUCGAGCUUCAUGUGCAGUGGCUGGACUGUCCCGAUGACGAGGGCAAGUACCCCACCUUUGAUGAUCUGGAGAAGUGUCACUUCAGCGGCCGGGCUCUCGGUGCCCUAGAAACCUGGAGCGUUGCGGCUAUGACUUAUGGCGAAAAGCCGGAAGCUGAACCAAAGAAUAAUCCCAAAACAUCUGGUUUCAAGAUCAAUUUCAUCCGCGGCGGUAUGGUGCUCAUGAUGCACAGUCACCAUUACUGCAACGAUAUCAACGGCUGGGCGGCCUGUAUGUAUCAGCUGGCCGAAAACUGCGCUGCCGUCUGGAAAUCGCCCGAAAGUCCGGACUAUCCUCCUUGGGAUUUGGCCUGUCUGGACUAUUCAGCCGUCAGUAAACCAACUCCAGAACAGCUCUUCGAAGGUCCAAUAACCCCGGAAAAACACCCAGACCAUGUGCCUGGUCAGUGGGUGAUUUUUCAUCUGCCCAAAAGCAAAGCAGCUGAGCUGAAAAGCUUGGCAAGUCCCCAGGAUAAAAGUUACUGGAUUUCAUCCUAUGAUGCCUACCUCGCGUAUAUCUGGCGUAUUAUUUCGAAGCACAGAGCCAAGCUGUUCAAGCCUGAUCUCUCCAAAAGUCCACUGUGGGGCGAAGCCGUGAACAUGCGGACUCGCCUCCACGAUCCUCCUGUCGCAAAGCGCAUUCAAGGAAACAUCGUCGGCACACCAUUGAGUAUAACAAGUCCAGUUCCGCAACUGACGGCGGCCGAGGUCAUAUCGGAGGCCCCCUUGUCCAAGUUGGCCUGGUAUAAUCGCCAACUUACCAAUAGCGCUACGCAGGAGAAUCUCAGCGCUGUAUUGACCCAGAUUGCUGCGAUCCGGGACAAGACCGCACUAUUUCUGCGCACCGAUAGCUUUCCACCCUUGAGUAAUUUCACGACAGAUUGGCGCGAAUCCAAGCCGUAUGAUGCCGACUUUGGCUUUGCCAAGCCGUGCGGUUUCCGUCACCCGUUUGAUAUGCCAACGAAUGGAAUCAUCAUCAUUUACCCGACGCGAACCAUUCGUGCUCCCGCAGGAGAGGAUGAGGGGAACGAGAUUGUAAUCAGCUUCGAGAAGGAACUCACCAAGGGUUUGUUGGAGGACCCUGAAUGGAACAGAUACUUUGAAUUCCGAGGCAUUGAUGAUGUGGAAUAG
This is a messenger RNA of Pestalotiopsis fici W106-1, 1449 nucleotides long. RefSeq lists its product as uncharacterized. NCBI's taxonomy places the organism in Eukaryota, Fungi, Ascomycota, Sordariomycetes, Amphisphaeriales, Sporocadaceae. The transcript is spliced from 2 exons. The record is from RefSeq and is a predicted model, not a curated record. The coding region runs from base 1 to 1449 and encodes 482 amino acids.